Molecule: messenger RNA, 1307 nt
Organism: Gossypium raimondii (Peruvian cotton)
Lineage: Eukaryota; Viridiplantae; Streptophyta; Magnoliopsida; Malvales; Malvaceae
Product: transcription factor MYB73
Exons: 1
Coding region: 117-1049 (310 amino acids)
Biological process (GO): regulation of DNA-templated transcription
Cellular component (GO): nucleus
Molecular function (GO): RNA polymerase II cis-regulatory region sequence-specific DNA binding; DNA-binding transcription factor activity, RNA polymerase II-specific
Source: RefSeq, a predicted model, not a curated record
CAAUCGUCUUUCUUUUAAGUUUUAAGCUGCAAUUCGAAACCCCCAAGGGAAAAAAAAAAAAAACACAUCCAAAGAACCCAAGUCCUUCCCUAUUGCAUGCCUUUAAAUUUGAUUUCAUGGAUGUAACAAGCACACCGGAUAGAAAAGAAAUGGAUCGGAUCAAAGGUCCAUGGAGCCCCGAAGAAGAUGAGUUGCUCCAGCAGCUGGUACAGAAACAUGGCCCCAGAAACUGGUCUUUGAUCAGCAAAUCAAUCCCCGGCCGAUCCGGUAAAUCCUGUCGGCUCCGAUGGUGCAAUCAACUGUCACCGCAAGUUGAGCACCGUGCCUUCACCCCGGAAGAAGACGAGACCAUCAUCCGAGCACAUGCCAGGUUCGGUAACAAGUGGGCCACCAUAGCCCGACUCCUCAACGGCCGUACCGACAACGCCAUUAAAAACCACUGGAACUCCACGCUAAAACGUAAGUGCUUGCCGGUUGGGGAAGAGUGUAAUUUCGUUGCUAAUGGAGGGUAUGAUGGUAAUCUGGGAGGAGAGGAACGGCAACCGUUGAAAAGAUCGGUGAGUGCUGGUCUAUACAUGAGUCCAGGGAGCCCAUCGGGAUCGGAUGUGAGCGAUUCUAGUGUUCCCGUCUUAUCGUCUUCUCACGUGUACAAGCCGAUCCCAAGGACCGGCGGUGUUAACGUUGAUGUAAAUGUUACGCCAGCUGGAGUGGAAGCGGCAUCAUCUUCCAACGAUCCACCGACCUCACUGAGUCUGUCUUUACCGGGGGUGGAGUCAUGCGAGGUGGUGUCAACCCAGCCAAUAACCGAGUCAACUCAGAAUCGGAGUGAAGAAAGGGGAGGUGGGGUGAUGGGGUUCAGUGUGGAGUUUAUGGCGGUGAUGCAAGAGAUGAUAAGGGUUGAGGUGAGGAAUUACAUGACCCAGAUGCAGCAACAGCAGCAGCAACAAAACGGCGCAGUUUCGGGAGGAGCGGGAAUGGGGAUGUGUUUGGAUGGGGGGUUCAGGAAUCUUAUGGCUGUGAACCGAGUCGGGGUGAGUAAGAUCGAGUGAAAGGUUAAAAAUGAGAGUAAAAGAUGAGAAAAAACUGGGCUGUGUUUUUUCUUGGUAUGGGAAUUAGGCGGUGAAUAAUUUUGUUCAUUUUACGGAGAGAGAGAUGGGUGAAAAAGCUGAAAAAUGACCGAGUAAAAGAAAAAAACAGAGACUUUUCUAAUUAAAAUUUACCUGUCUCUUAGCCUUGUUUUUAGUAGAUAUUAGUGAAGGAAGACAACGGAAAAAAAGAAAGGGAAAAAAUUCCCAUUGAAAUUUCAA